GACAAAAGACAUAAGGCAUUGUUGCGUCUGCUUCAACAGUGUCAUACAGUCUAGUUUUAUUUUAAUUGUGACGCUAACUUUGCGCGUAUCUUCAACAUUCAUCUCAGCUUUUAUCAUCAUCAAUGAAUUCAAUGCACGUCACGAUAAAACAUUAUGUCACUCUAGGUGAAGUGUUUAUUUAGUAUCAACUUAAAAUCACACGUCCAAGUCGAGUGUCAAAACUUGUCAAGAUCAGCUGACUUGCCAAAAAAAAGAAGAAGAAUUACCGUCGAGUGUAUGAAGAACCAUUGAAAAUUCCCCCAAGAUCAGACAAAAUGGAGCAGAAACGCUUGUAUAAACUCGUUCUAACAGGAGGACCAUGUGGAGGAAAAACCACCGGACAAACUCGACUCUGUACCUUCUUCGAAAACAUGGGAUGGAAGGUAUUCCGUGUUCCCGAGACAGCGACCGUGCUGCUCAGUGGCGGUAUCAAAUUUUCAGACCUGAACGCUGAAGAGGCAUUCAAAUUUCAAGAGAACCUUCUGCGAACGAUGAUACAAAUUGAAAAUACAUUUUUUCAACUGGGCGAAAGUUGUUCCCGAAAUUGCCUUAUAAUCUGUGAUCGUGGCGCAAUGGACGCCUCAGCAUUUAUUUCAAAAGACAAAUGGGAAUUGAUGAUGGCCUCGAAUGGAUGGAACAAUGUGGAGUUACGCGACAAUCGUUACAAUCAAAUAAUUCACAUGGUCUCAGCGGCGAAUGGUGCGGAGGAUUUUUAUUCAACCGAAGAUCAUGUCUGUCGUUCGGAAGGCGUUGAACUUGCCCGUGAACUUGACUAUAAUGCCGCGGCCGCAUGGGUUGGUCAUCCCUAUUUCGAUGUUAUUGACAAUUCACAGGAUUUUGAAAGUAAAAUAUGUCGAAUGAUUGAAUGUGUCUGUCAAAAAUUGGGCAUCGAUACUGGCGAUCGUUUACGUGCAAGCAGUCGGAAAGUGAAAUUCCUCGUCAAGCCACCAUUACGGGCAGACACUGAAUUUCCAACAUUUCAAGAUUUCGAUGUUGUACAUAAUUAUUUGCAAGGGAACACACCAAAACUUCAGGCUCGUCUUCGAAAGCGAGGACAAAAAGGUCACUGGUCCUAUAUUCACACGAUUCGACGGCCAAAAAUGUGCGGACAAGUUGUUGAAGUGAAAACACAAUUGACACAUAGAGACUAUUUGAAUAAUUUGGCUCAAAGGGACGAUUCACAUUUUACAAUAUUUAAACGGCGUCGUUGCUUCUUAAUCAAUAAUCAGUAUUUCCAAUUGGAUAUUUAUAGGGAACCAGGACAUCCAAGAUGCAGAGGUUUAAUGUUACUUGAAACAUACACAGCAUUAGUUGGUGACGAUUUAAGAAAAAUUCUACCUCAAUUUUUAACAAUUGAGAAGGAAGUCACCGGCAAUCCAGAUUACAGUAUGUUUAAUCUUAGUCUUCGGGAAGAGUGGAAUGAUACGAAUAAAUAUUGCCGUAAUUUGCAUGAAUACGCUCUUCCAGGCACGCCCGAGAAACCUCUAAGCACAACAAAAUGUCAAACUGACGAUAAGACAGAGUCAAAUAAUAAGCAGCCAAAUGGUAUCGAGAAGAAGAAAAUCGAAACAGAAACAACAGCAUUAAACGGAAAUGGUAUUGAUGCAAAAAUUGUACAGAAUGGCAUUCACGUUAUGACGAAUGGCGUUGGAAAUGGAUUAAAACACAAUGGACAAGUGAAAAAUGCCACAGCCGUCGUGACAAAGUAAAAGAAAAAAAAAUGAGAAAAACAACAAGAACAACAACAAAAAGAGAAGUAACACGAAAAAAAGAUGAAUUCUUUCAAUGAAUAACAAAAUUGAACAUGUCUUUUUGGUAGUUGAAAAUUGUCAUCUCAAGACAAUCUAUUAGUAAAUAUUUAUCAUAAAUUUUUCCAAUGCAAUGUUCGUCCUGGAAAUUUUCCAAAAAUUUUCCUCCAAAAUCUUCAACUUCGCAAUUUUUUUUUUUUUUUUUGAUGAUUUUAAUUCUUUCGAGUUUUAUUUAUUUUUAAU
Messenger RNA from Leptopilina heterotoma, 2030 nucleotides. It is a transcript of the gene Ttd14, whose product is annotated as TRPL translocation defect protein 14. The record is from RefSeq and is a predicted model, not a curated record. Lineage: Eukaryota; Metazoa; Arthropoda; Insecta; Hymenoptera; Figitidae. Gene Ontology annotation, molecular function: phosphatidic acid binding; phosphatidylinositol binding; GTP binding. Gene Ontology annotation, biological process: photoreceptor cell maintenance. The coding region runs from base 315 to 1748 and encodes 477 amino acids. The transcript is spliced from 9 exons.